UGCUUCGGGAUGACGGCGGCUUCGAGUACAAGCGGGCCAUCGUGGAUUGCAUCAUCAGCAUCAUCGAGGAGAACCCCGAGAGCAAAGAGACGGGCUUGGCCCACCUGUGCGAAUUCAUCGAGGACUGUGAGCACACGGUGCUGGCCACCAAGAUCCUCCACCUGCUGGGCAAGGAGGGGCCCAGGACCCCCACCCCUUCCAAGUACAUCCGCUUCAUCUUCAACCGAGUGGUGCUGGAGAACGAAGCCGUUCGAGCUGCGGCCGUCAGCGCUCUGGCCAAGUUCGGGGCUCAGAAUGAGAAUCUCCUGCCCAGCAUUUUGGUGCUCCUGCAGAGGUGUGUGAUGGACAGUGAUGAUGAAGUCCGAGACCGGGCCACUUUCUAUCUGAACGUCCUGCAGCAGAGACAGCUGACUCUCAAUGCGGCCUACAUCUUUAAUGGUCUCACCGUCUCCAUUCCCGGCAUGGAGAAAGCCUUGCACCAGUAUACGCUGGAGCCUUCCGAAAAGCCUUUUGACAUGAGGUCCGUGCCGCUGGCCACUGCCCCCGUCUUUGAGCAGAAAGUUCGAUUGCACCAACACCCUCAACGACCAGCUUUUGGAAAAAGUGACGGUUCAGAUGGAGCCUUCGGAAGCUUACGAAGUUCUCCGCUGCAUCCCGGCACCCAGCCUUUCGUACAACCAGCCGGGCAUGUGCUACACCUUGGUGCGCCUGCCUCUGGACGAUGCCACCGCAGUGGCCUGCACGUUUAGCUGCACGAUGAAGUUCACAGUUCGAGAUUGUGACCCCAACACUGGUGUGCCGGAGGCCGACGGUUACGAGGACGAAUACGUGCUGGAGGACCUGGAGCUGACUCUCUCCGACCACAUCCAGAGGAUCCUGAAGCCGAACUUCGCGGCCGCCUGGGAGGAAGUGGGCGACGACUACGAGAAGGAGGAGACUUUCGCACUCAGCACCAUUAAAAGCCUGGAUG
Thamnophis sirtalis is the source of this 970-nucleotide messenger RNA. NCBI's taxonomy places the organism in Eukaryota, Metazoa, Chordata, Lepidosauria, Squamata, Natricidae. The record is from RefSeq and is a predicted model, not a curated record.